AUGUCCAAUUAUGAUCGACCACAACACCCGACCGACACCGGCGACAUGAGCAGGAAAGGUUCGGACGAUGAGCAGUCCAGGACGGAGACGAGGACUCUGCCGCCCAGUGCAUCGAGCAACGACCAGCGGCAACAACUACCAUCCCUCAGCAGCCUGUUCCCUUCAGCAUUACGACCUCAACUCUCGCCGCUCUCGGAGCGACCACCGUCAUAUCCGGCCACGUCCCCCCUUGACCACCCCCGGAGUGCCGGAGGCUACCUCGAGCGAUCAGGUUCUUCUUCCUCUUACUUCCCGCCGACGACACCUGGGUCAUCCACUUCCCAGCACCACCAGUCGAGGACUGUGUACGAGCCGAAAGUGUACGACAGGACAACACCGUCCUUCUCGAGCAGCGUACGAUCGGCUUUCCCGGGCCCAUUGUCUCCCGGCUAUCGGGAUCUGGAGAGCCACCAUCGGCCCGAGUCCAGCAGCAGUAGAUGGGCCUCCCACCAGGACUACAGCCGCGGCAGCAGCGAGUACUCCUUCAGCCCGCGUGACCACUUAAGCAGGUAUUCCAGGACCCCCCACCUGGCGGGGCAGAAGCACGACUACGAAGGCCACCCCAGCAGCUAUCAUGACCCGAGGUCAGCAUCGUCGGCCUCGUCACAGCACCGGUACCAGCAGCAGCAGCAGCAGCCGUACUCGCAGCACCCGAGUCAGCCGUCGACGCCAGUGGCGGCCGAGACGAUCCCCACCAAGGACGGGCUGGGCCCCAAGAUCUGGACGGGAACCCACUUCCUGCCGAGGUUCGUGCGGGCGGCAGAGCUGCCGGGCGAGGGACUGUGCUAUUUUUAUGACGACGGGAGCCACUGCAAGACGGUGAUCGAUGGCGAGGCUGUCAACGCGCACUGGGGCGUCACCAAGGCGGGCAAGCCACGCAAGAGGCUGGCGAUCGCGUGUGUGACGUGCAGGGAGAAGAAGAUCAAGUGUGACCCGGACUACCCACGAUGCGUCCAGUGCGAGAAGUUUGGGAGGAUCUGCAAGUUCAAGAAUGCUCCCCGAGGUGGAGGCCACAACACAUCUCCAUCGACGCCUCUGAUGACGGAACGGGAGGUGUCCCCGCCUCGGCAGGGCCGGAUGCCGUUCGAGCUGCCGCGGCCUUCGAGGCGCUCCCCUUCCGUCUCCCCUCGCACGACGGGACCCCCAGCGCUAUCGCUGGAAGUCCCGCCCAAGCGGCCGAGGUACUCGUACGAUACGUCGUACUCGCCGGCGGAGAUGAGCGGCAGCAGGGACUUCGCGAUGCGGGCCCUAUCGUGGCAGCACCCGCCGCAGCACCAGCACCCGCCGCAGGAGCGCCCCGCGGGCCAGCUCCCGCUGCCUCGCAUCCACGAGGACAUGCUGCGGCAGCCUUGGCAGGCGGACCCGUGA
Molecule: messenger RNA, 1407 nt
Organism: Diaporthe citri
Lineage: Eukaryota; Fungi; Ascomycota; Sordariomycetes; Diaporthales; Diaporthaceae
Exons: 2
Coding region: 1-1407 (468 amino acids)
Biological process (GO): regulation of DNA-templated transcription
Cellular component (GO): nucleus
Molecular function (GO): DNA-binding transcription factor activity, RNA polymerase II-specific; zinc ion binding
Source: RefSeq, a predicted model, not a curated record